Messenger RNA from Humulus lupulus (European hop), 870 nucleotides. Its product is annotated as ribosome-inactivating protein gelonin-like. NCBI's taxonomy places the organism in Eukaryota, Viridiplantae, Streptophyta, Magnoliopsida, Rosales, Cannabaceae. The coding region runs from base 1 to 870 and encodes 289 amino acids. Gene Ontology annotation, biological process: negative regulation of translation. The record is from RefSeq and is a predicted model, not a curated record. Gene Ontology annotation, molecular function: rRNA N-glycosylase activity. The transcript has a single exon.
AUGGUGCAGGUUGUGGUGGCAACAUGGCUAUGCUGCUGGAGCAUUGCACUCGGAUGGGCAAGUGUGCUCCCGACGACAGCAAGCUACGGCACUGCUACUUUCAACACUACAUUCAAAGACGCGAGCGUGGGAUUUUACCAGUUGUUCAUGCAAUCUCUACGAAGAGAAUUGAAAAGUGGGACCGAGAGCUACGACAUUCCAGUGCUGCGCACAAAAUCGGCAGCGGUACGAGACAAACAAUUUGUCUAUGUGAGACUUUUCAAUCCAAGUGUCUCCAUUACAUUUGCAAUAUAUGCUCUGAACUCAUAUGUGGUGGCCUAUCAAGCUGAUGCAGAAAAACGUUGCUACUUCUUUAAAGAAGCUCCUACCAAUUCAAAAACUUUACUUUUCAAUCAAUGUACCAAAAAGGUUGACGUUAAUCUCGUGACUAAUUAUGAUACCUUAGGAAACAGGGAGAAUACUAGGUUGGGAUUCAAGGCAUUAGACCUAUCCCUAGAUGUAUUUAAAAAAUUUGAUAGCAAGGACCCAACAGACGAGCUUCGUCAAAAUCUUCUAGUUGUUAUCCAGAUGGUUGCGGAGGCCGGUAGAUUCAAAUAUAUUCAGACACAACUGGAGCAGAAAGGCUUUGAGGGAGGGUUUUUCCCAAGAGGUGAUAUUAUCAGCUAUGAGAAUAAAUGGCAAGAUCUUUCCAAAGCAAUCCAGCAAUCUAAAGAUGGGAAAUUUACUGCAUCAGUUCAAUUGCAAAAUCAAGACUAUUCUCCACGCAUUGUGUCCACGGUUGCACAAGUGAAAGCCGACAUGGGACUCUUGCUGAAUGUAGCCACAACGAUGAGUGAAGAAAGCUUUGAAAACACAGCUGCUACGAUGUGA